AUGAAAAGACAAGAUAGUAUUCAUAAUAUCUAAUAUUCAGGCAAUAAAUUCAAAGUUUCGUCCAAACAAUCACCUCUAUUAAGUGAGCAGGUGAUAAAACAAAAAACUAGAAACAUUAAUAUCAAAGUACAAACUCAUUAUACUCUUAGACAUAAACUAAAUAUGAGGAUCAAGAUACGAGCACUUUUAAUAUUUUUUAAGUAUAAGCAUGGAACUCAGACCAAUUUAGCAACACUCCUUUUCUAAAAUCUACAAUCAAUAACUAAUAGAAUGAAAUUUUUACUUUAAAAUAAAAAUUACUGUUCCAAUAGAAUCUAGUUAAAAUAACAUCAGUCAAAGAAUUAUAAACACAAAUCCAGAACUACUUUGAUGAAACAACUGAACUAAAAAGGAAGCUGAAUGAAGCAUUAAAUUCUUAAUAUGAACCCUAAAGGCAACAAAAUUAAGGCCAUAUAUCAAAAAUUAAAGAGUAAAAACAAGAAAUCGAAAGCUUGUAAAAAGAAAUCCAAAAAUUACAACAAUAAGUUAAGUAGUUGUCAGAAUAAUUAUCAUAAAAUUGCAAUCAAUGGGAAUAAUUAUAAAUGGCAAAACAACAUCAAAGGGAAAACUCUACGUUGAUCUAAAAUAGAAUUGUAAUCAAAGAAAUAUAAAGUGAAGGAGAAAAUGUUGAUAAAUACGUGCAAGCAAUAAAAGAAAAGGAUAGUAAAAUACAAGAGCUCCAGGCAAACUUAGCCAAUCAGAAUGCAUAAAUUAAUUAAUAACGGCAAUAAAUGAAAUAAUAAGAUUUAUUAAUAUCAGAGAAGUAGGAUAUUAUAGAAAAUCUAUAAUAAGAAGUUAAGAAUUUAGAAACAAAAUUAUUAAAUGUCUAAAAUUCUUAAAAGUAGAAAAAAAAGAAAUAAGAAGACAAAGGUAUCUAAAUUCAAAAUAAUUCAAAAUAGGAUAUUGAAGAAAUUAAAGCUAUUUUAAGGUUCAGAUUAAAGAGAUCUAUGGUAGAACAAAAGGAAAUAUUGAACUACUUAUUAACAAAUGAAGAUUGUAGAUUUUUCUCGAUUUAAUCGCGAUUUUAAAAGUAUUUUUAUUUUCUAAAUAGAUUUCCUUUUUUUUUGAAUGCUGAAGAAUCCUACGAUAUAACAAUGUUUUUGUUAACAGAAGAAUCACCAUAUAAUUAUAAAGUACUAGAAAAAGAUUUAAAAUUUACUGUUCUCAAAUCUAGAAUUUUACAUCUAUUACCUUAAUAUUAGUUACUUACAAUUGAUGAAUAAGGAUAAUUAUUUCAAUAUAUCUCUACUAAGAUUAUAAAUAAGCUCAACUAUUUACAAGAUACUAUAAAAAAAAUUAAAAUAAGUCAAAAGUAAGUGUAAUUUUUUCAUAUAUAGAUCAGACCAAGAAGAUGGAUUUUGCCUACCACAAUAAUUUUUAGAAGCAUUUACAUGUAUUUUAGAUAAACCUCUUUCAAAAAAGGAAGCUGAGUACUUAUUUUAAUUAAAUUUUGAAAUCAGUAAUUCUCCAAUUUUGAUCAAUUUUAAAAGAUUGAUUUAUUUAUUUUAAAAGGAACCAAAAUAUGGAAUAAAUAGAAUCUGUAAUUUAAGCGAUUCAUUUUUUAAGGAGGAAGAAUUAAUUAAAAUCCCAAGACCAUCAUUAAUUAGAAAUUAAAGUGUUGUUCUAUAUGUUUCUCCUAAAUAAAUCAAUACUUAUACACAUAAAUUUCAAUAAACAGAUGAAACAGAGUUAGGAAAACAUAAGUAACAGAAAGCACUAGAAUUUCACAGAUUUAUAGGGGUUAAUAUAACUCCAACCUCUAAUAAAGUUGAAGUUGGGGUUUGUUGUUAAAAAUCAUUUGUGAUUGUUUAAUAGAAUGAGUUAUCGUAUAAUAAGAAAGUGAAAGUUGAUUAGGAGAAUUUGGAAAAAGUAAAAAAUGAAUAAUAUUUGUAAUAACAACUACAAAAGGAAAAAUAAAUAGAAAAGCUUUAAAAAGCCAAAUCAAAUAAUAAUCAAGAAAUUAAAAAUAUUGUGUCACUUUACCUUGAUCAAUUAUUGUAGGACUUUGUAAAUUUAUCAAAAUAAGAUUGA
Messenger RNA from Paramecium octaurelia, 2070 nucleotides. NCBI's taxonomy places the organism in Eukaryota, Ciliophora, Oligohymenophorea, Peniculida, Parameciidae. The record is from the annotation of a GenBank genome assembly.